This is a messenger RNA of Arachis stenosperma, 3980 nucleotides long. RefSeq lists its product as uncharacterized. The record is from RefSeq and is a predicted model, not a curated record. NCBI's taxonomy places the organism in Eukaryota, Viridiplantae, Streptophyta, Magnoliopsida, Fabales, Fabaceae. Gene Ontology annotation, biological process: negative regulation of DNA-templated transcription. The coding region runs from base 1 to 3678 and encodes 1225 amino acids. The transcript is spliced from 11 exons. Gene Ontology annotation, molecular function: acyltransferase activity, transferring groups other than amino-acyl groups; transcription corepressor activity.
AUGUUUUCAGCUACAUUUGUCAUAUUUUGUUGCUUUCAUGAUUAUAUUCCCAUUGAAGAGAUUGAAAAAAUUCUAAAUUCUUUCCAGGUCAGGAGCAUGGAGGAAGGCUUUCAGGGAUCAUGGCACCCGGGGAAAGUUGUCCAUUCUGGGAGGCUGCAGCGCCAUGUCAAAUAUGAUAACAUAUUACUUGAUGAUGAGGUGAAUUACCUUGUGGAAAAGGUGACUGUUCCGAAGGUAUUGGAUGGCGAUAGCAACUCUUCAAAUUGCAACAUUCGUGGUUGGAUUAGGCCGGUGCCUCCUAAGAGGGAAUUUGAAAGUAGGGAACUUAAAUUUGGUCUGUGUGUUGAUGUGUACCAUGAAGAAGCUUGGUGGGAAGGGGUUAUAUUUGAUCACUUUGAUGAAAAGCCAGAGAGGAGUGUAUAUUUUCCGGAUUUGGGUGAUGAGAUGAAGAUUGGAGUUCAUCAAAUGCGGAUAACUUAUGAUUGGAAUGAGGUUACUGGGGAGUGGCAGUCGAGAGGGAACUGGGUUUUUCUUGAAGUUCUUGAGGAGUAUGAGAGGAAGAUGUUUAUUUCAGUUUCGGUGAAGCAAGUUUGGUAUGAUGUAAGGACCAAAAAGGACUUCGCCAAGAUUAGGGAAUGGACUUUUAAUGAGAAAGAGUCAUGGAAAGAAAUGGUAAUGGAGGUAGUUGAUGAUUACUUAAGGCUUACACUAGGAGAAGUUUGCUCCUCUUUAGAUCUUCCAAGGAGUUUAUUGAGAGAAACACCGGAGAUGGAGUCGGUUGAAUCUACCGCUAAUGUUGACUUCAAUCAGGAAGUUGAUAUGGCCAACUCUUUGGAUGUUGCGAAUUCUGCUGGCCAGUUGAGUAGCAUUUGUAUCACAACUGCUUAUUGUGAUGGUAACUCUGAUAAUGUGUUUAGUUCUGAUGAUGGGAUUGCUGAACUCCCUAUGGAAGAAGGUGAGUCGUCAAAUUUGUUGAACGCUGUUCAAAAGUGGCCUACCAUUCAGGAUCAUGGGCUCAAAACUGUCCCUCAGAAAGAAGUUUCAGUGCAGAAAGAACCGGCUACUGAAGUAAUAUUUAGUGGAAGAAAACAUACAAAGCUUCGCAGUUCAACUCAUCAGUGGGAACCUCUCAGAUUGUCUGACGUUGAGUUAUGUCCUGAUGCUAUUGAAGAAUAUGCACAGGCAGCUAAAAGAGCUUGCCCAGAAAAAGCACGAAAACAUCUUGCGUAUCUUGGAUGGGAAAUUGAGUGGACAAAGCAUAAAGCAAGCUAUAGGUACAGAUAUAGGUCGCCUGAUAAAAAGGGUGUUUACUACUCUCUCAGUCGGGUUUGUAAGUAUGUGGCACAGAACUCGGACAUGAACCCUUUGUCGUCCCAAAAUGAUCAGAGUAUGAUGCAACUUACAGCUGACAAUCAUCUUGAACCUAUUCUUAUUGAUCAAUCAGAAAAGAAUCAGGAUCUAAAUGAUCAGAGUGCGAUGCAACUUAGAGAUGACAAUCAUCUUGCACCUAUUCUUAUUGAUCAAUCAGAAAAGAGUCAUGAUCUAAGUAUUUUGCCACCAGUUGUGUCGUCUCUUGUGGAUGAAGUUGCAGAUGAACCUGAGUUUUGUCCUCAAGCUGUUUUAGAAUAUAGCUUGAAUAGAUCUGCAAUGCGAGGGCCUGACAUGAAAGUGGGUAGGUCCAAAGCAAAGAGGCAUCUAUUGGCUGAAGGAUGGAGCUAUCACUAUGCAAACCCAAGAAAUAAAAGACAAGGAUUUGUGUAUAUCCCUCCAGACAAGGGAAGAAAUCUCCCAACACUCCAUGCAGCUUGCCUUUAUUGUAUUGAACAAAAUGUUGCUAAAUGGACCAAGCUCGGAAUGCAACCUUUGAAUGCACAGGAUAAUGUUGACCAGGUUUGGAGUGCCAAUUUAUUGCAGAAAGCGUCCCAAUGGCUGGAUUGCAUGGUACCUCCCACAGAAGUCAUAACUUCAAGUGGAUCAAACCAUAGUCGGAAGCGGAAACUCUUGAACAAUACAAAGCCCAGCUUAUCUAAGCACCAAAGAAAUAGAUUACCUCGACGCGUGCUGCGAUCAAAUAAAAGGGUGCAAAAGGUGUCUACCCCUUCUUUGUCACACCAGAAACCUCAGAAUGUACUCUCUUGGUUGAUAGACAACAACAUUCUGUUGCCAAGGUCUAAGGUUUCUUACAAGCCAAAAGGCAGGCUCUGUUUAGCUGAAGGGAGAAUAACCAGUGAUGGAAUCAAGUGUAAUUGUUGUUUGAAAGUAUAUAGUCUUGCUGGCUUUGAAAGUCAUGCUAGUGGCUGUAGUACACGCAGACCGGCUGCAAGUAUUAUUUUAGAAGAUGGUAGAUCACUAUUAGAUUGCCUGAUAAAAACGGUGGAAGAUCAUAUGACAAGGGAAGCUAUGGCAAAACCACCAAAAUAUUUUCAUAAAGGCGAGAAUGACAAUAUUUGUUCUGUUUGCCACUAUGGUGGGAAUCUAAUUUUAUGCGAUCAAUGUCCAUCUUCAUUUCAUGUGACAUGUCUAGCUGAUGAGGUCAUUCCUGAAGGUGACUGGUUUUGCCCAUCAUGUCGAUGUGCAGUUUGUGGCAAAAGUGACAUAAAAGAAAAGGAGGGAGAUUUCCUUGUUUGCAUUCAGUGUGAACAUAAAUAUCACUUUAAGUGCCUCAGAACUAAAUAUGCAACUAACUCGAGAAGAUAUAGUAAAAACUGGUUCUGCGGAAGCGACUGUAAAAAGAUAUAUUUAGGUCUCCAUAAGCUACUAGGAGAGCCAGUUUCAGUGGGCAUUAACAAUCUAACUUGGACAUUGGUGAAAUAUAUAAACUCCGAGAGUAGUGAUCCGUGUACUUCUAAAGGUUACUUAUUGCCAGAAAGUUACAGCAAACUCAAUGUUGCACUCUCAGUGAUGCAUGAAUGUUUUGAGCCCCUAAAGGAUCCUUCGUCUACCAGAGAUCUCACGGAAGAUGUUUUAUUCAGUCGAAGGUCAACACUUAAUCGAUUGAAUUUCCAUGGUUUCUAUACCGUACUUCUGGAGAGAAAUGAAGAACUGAUAAGUGCAGCAACUGUUAGGGUUUAUGGAAAGAAGGUAGCAGAAUUGCCUCUUAUUGGAACCAGAUUACAGUAUCGUCGACAUGGAAUGUGCCGCAUUAUGAUGAAUGAGCUUGAAAAGAGGCUCAUGCAGUUGGGAGUGGAGAGGCUCGUUUUGCCUGCUGUUCCUAGUGUUGUAGAUACAUGGACUGGUUCUUUUGGCUUUGUAAAGAUGACAAAGUUCGAGAGGUCGCAAUUCUUGGACAAUACCUUUCUAGAUUUUCAGGAUACCAUCAUGUGCCAGAAGCUGCUGAAGAUUCCAUCUCCAGAAUCAGUUUUGUUAAUAGAGUCCCAACAAAGGACACAGCAUGUUUUGUCUGGAAACAAGUUAAAUUUUGACGCUGAUAUGAUAUCUGGAGUAUUACACCAAGCAGAAGAAACUGACAAAGAAAAAAGAGAGAAUUCACAAAUCCACAAUAAUUGUGCUGGAAGCAAUGAUCAUUGCAGUAAUGGUGCCAUUGACAUUGAGCAAGUCACACCGGUGAAUAAACCAAGUCCUGACGAUCAACAGAGCUCUAUUGUAACACAAGCUGACAGUAAUAAUGGCUCACCAUAUAAGUGCUACUACAAAAGAAGGAAAUACACAAAGUUUUAGAAUUUAACGAGGUUGUUGGGAGUAUUUUCGUUUCAAAGUUAGGGGUACAAAAAUGUAAAUUUGGGUAACUAUGUGCAUUCCUUGCAUGCAUAUUACAUAAACAUGAGCCUCAUAGGUGCAAAAAAAUGCCACUUUUGAAUGGGUCUGGAAAUGUGAAAGUUUGACCAUGUUUCUCUCUAAGGAUGAAUAUAAUUAUUGGGAGUAAAGAAUGUAAAGAUGAAUUGGAGAGUCUUGUAAUCAAUGCUUUGAUCAAAUGAUGUAAUACUCAGCUUUUGUUUAUACACACUCAAAUGUUCAAUAAG